Messenger RNA from Chara braunii, 2232 nucleotides. Lineage: Eukaryota; Viridiplantae; Streptophyta; Charophyceae; Charales; Characeae. The record is from the annotation of a GenBank genome assembly.
GGAGGGAGUGUUGAUCCCGCGAAUAUUAAUGCAGGGGAUUGACGCAAUGACAUUCUGGAACUCGCACGGGCCAUUCGAGAGGCCGAUAAUCAAAAGGCGCAGCUGCCGAAAGUUCAAGUUCCCCUCUUCGAUGGCACCAAUGCCUCAACAUGGGCGGACAAGUUUGAACAACUGGGCAGCUGUUGUGAAUGGACGAGUGAGAAGAUGCUUCAAAUGGUGAAGCGAUAUUGUAUGGUCGAAUACAAAGAGGAAGUGUCGGAGUUGGUGCAAGCCUCGUGCGACUCGCCGGACUUUAAGGCCAAAUUACUGGACAAGUACCAAUUGGGGGAUCAACUGCUCGACCUGGCCGACUUACGGAAAGUCAGACGUCGGAAGUUUGGUACGACCAAGCAGUUUCUCACGGAAUUUGAACGAGUCGCGCGCUUAGUGCCUGAUCUUCCUGAUAAGGAUCGGUGCCUUAUCUUCCUCGAUAACUUUUCGAAAGUUGAGCAGCGGGAACUGAUGAAGGAUAUGACCGGACGAUACGACUGGCCAAAGAUCAAGGAGAAUUUGUUGGCUGGAAGCUUCGACCAGAUGCUUUACCGUCUCCUUAAGCAGCAAAAGGAGGACCGCGAGAAGGAAGGGGUAAGCGCGGACAAGGAUCAAGCCGUUUACAAGACCCUGACUGACAUGCGGAACAUGAUGGUUGACAUGAAGGAGGAAAGGUUACAGCUACAAGUGAUGAUGGUCCAGACAAAAGGUGGAAAGAGGAAGGGGAAAGCUCCCGUUGUGGAGAAGGUGAGCAGUAGCAGCAGUGAAGAGGAAGAUGAGGAAGAAGUGGAGCCCCCUCAAAAAUUGACUAAAGCGAGACGGAAGGCCUUAAACCAGAUACGAGGAGGGCAAGGCACUAGUAAAAAGCAGCGGAAGAAUAAUGGAGGAGGUGGACAAGGAAGCAACCAGGAACAGGCGGCGCAGGCCCCUCCUAAGCAACCCCAACCUCAAGCAGGAGGCCGAGGCCGAGGUCGAGGUAGAGGACAAGGCACUGGGGGAGGCCGAGGAAAUGGAGGCGGCCGAGGCAAUUGGCAGAAUUGGUUUUGCAAGUACUGCGGACAAGAUGGGCAUGGGAUACGGUUUUGUCAGACCGUUACCAAAGAUGAAAACGAUAAGAUUGAGUUGGAAGCGGCGAUGGAGUCAUUGGCGAUUGAAGAUGACAAGACCGCAGAUGAAAGUUUGAGCAAAGAGCAGAAAGAGAUAUUGCAUCGAGCCCAGUUGGUGGUCAGAAAAAUGACUCGAUGCAGGGAAGCUUUCGUUCAAGUAUGUGCCGACAUGAAUGAAGAGUGGCCCAGGCUUCCCCAAGUUUUUCUGUUUGGAGGAUGGGACAGAGAUGGCCAAGGAGAUCUUACUGAUGUUACCGCAUCACAGCCUGGAUCGCCGUCGGCAGGGCGUUUGAUUGCCACCACGAUUUUGUCCCGUCCUGCUUUCAAGCGACCUGCCACCGCUGGUCUCCCACAAGCUCGGAGGGCUCGAAGGCCGCCGCGGCCAAGGGCAGCGCCAAAAGAAGGACCAAGUCAGCCUCGGAAAACCGAGACAGUUUCAAUUGAAGAAGACGAUGGUGAGGAGGACGAAUUGUUGCGGGCUGAGGAUGAGCGGCAGGCCAAACAACGGGCCAUGGAGAGGGAGCCAGAAACAGGCAGGGUCGAUAUUGGAGAGGGUGAUUUGAAAAAGAAGAAGCAAGUUUACACGACUCCGGUAGAGCACGGGCUGGAUAUUGAGCAAAUCGUGGACCCGAUUUUGGAAAGCCAGCGUGAUCUAUUCACGCUCAAGGAAUUCUUGGUCGCAUCACCGAAAAUUCGAGAGGAGUUCAGACACCGAUUGUCAAGAAAAAAGGUGAUGACGGUUAAGAUGAGACUGCGAGAAGGGGUGUUGGACGUUGCCACAGGGACGGUACCGCCAAGGUGGAAGUGCNCGCUGCCGGAUUUUGUGGCAACAGUAUUGUACACAGGACUGCGAGAAGGGGUGUUGGACGUUGCCACAGGGACGGUACCGCCAAGGUGGAAGUGCACCUUGGAACAGAAGGGUGUAACGAUCGUCUUGUUGACGGCGUUGCGGCACGCGGCACUUGUGGGAUGGGAGAUGCGUGUGAGAAGGAAUUAGCAUUGUUUGCUCGAGAUAAUAAUGGGGAUGCUUACCUCUCUCCCAUUCAACCUGAAUGCAUGUGACAGAAAGGAGGAGAAACAAAAAUAAUACUGGAAG